CCAUUAUUUUUUUUCUUAAUACUACUAUCUUUGUUUCCAAACACUCCAAAUUUUUUUAAUAGUCCUAUUCAAGUUUCCAAACACUCCAAUUUUGUACUUGAGUUUUAAUAAAAUAGAUAUCAUUUUGGCCAAACCAAGAUUGAUUAAUUUCUUUCACCUUUUUCCAAGAGAGGAACAUUGAACCGGAUUCUAAGUAGCUUGCAUAUUAGUUUUAUUUAAUAAUUUGGAAGAUAGUGAUUUCGCCUCAUAUUAAUAGGGAAAGAAGGUUUUCUGAUGGUCAGCAAAUUGGUUUCUCUGUCAGUUUUGUCUUACUCUUACCGCGGAAUUAGUUGAACAUGUUUGUUAUAAAAAGAACAAUAUAUGAUAUUAAAAUCUAUUUUGCAUACAAAUUAUAUGUCAUCGAUAAUUUAUUUUCAAAAACUAAACCAAAUUUCUUUUGGAAAAGAAUACUAGUCAGAACUCAGUUCGAUGAACUUGAAAUUAAGAAACUAACAUCAUAGCCUCAUAGGUUUGUAUGGUAAGGGUCGUAGUUCAACCCCAUGCAUGUAAGCAGAAAGAGUUGACAAAAAGACCAAUGCUUUGUCUUUCUUGUAAGCUAGAUUUCUACCUAACAAAAUCAUUAAUUUUAGAUGUUGAAAUUUAUUACAGUGUGGUUGUUACAUGUUUUUGAAAAAAGAAUCACGUGAUAAGAACAAUAUUUGGUCGUGAAGAAAAAAUAGCAGCAAAGUGUUUGAACUUUAGAAGCAUUGAUUAUUAGGUUUUGGUGUAUUUAACAGUAUUAUAAACCAGCAAUCUAAACAAGUCAAAUUAGCUUAGUGUCAUCCAUGAGUCCAAAUCAGCUGCUUUAACCGAACCGAAAAGAAAACCCUACUCUAAAUCCAAACCGAAUUUUAUUCAUAUUAUUUAAUUUUUAUUUCUGUUGAAAAACAAAAGAAACAAUUAGACAAACCGAGAAACAAGCUAGAGACACACGUUCUACGGCGAAACGAAAAAAAAAAGUCAAACUGAAACUGUAAGUAUAAACUAUCCAAUUGAUUUACCAAAACCGACAACCAAACUUUCUCAUUGAAAUUCAAACUAUGUUUGGUCCACAACUACACAUUAUACUUCAAAAUGUAGCUGCCGUCUGCUCCAAAAAAUCAAACAUUAUGUUCGGUAUACAGUGUUAAAUUUACAAUAACAUUUAAUUUCUUUUAAAUUUCUUAUCCUUCGCUCAUUGAUCGCUUUUUAUUUUUGAAUCUGAACGCUCAAUAAACCAGUUGGGAUCUUCCCGAGAAGCAGCCUAAUGUCAAUGAUCACGUUCUUCUGAAUUCAAAACUUAGUUAAGAAUAAAAAUUCAACUUUGCAUCUUCUCGUGUAUUACUAUAUAAGAAAUACUAAAUCCACAAAACACUCACAGCAAAUUUAAUAAUCUGAUAACGAGAGAGCGAACAAAACGAGUUAACUUAAACUAUAAUGAUGAGCAAAGGUGUUGUAGGUACGAUUCUGCUCUUCAUGUUGAUCGGUGCGGUUCUUGUUGAGACUCGUCCCAUUAGUGGUCUAACAAAGACUGAAGAGAAGAAACUCGUGGCUGGUUUUAUCGAUGGCUUAUCACUUGGUUCGAUCAAAGACUCAGGUCCCAGUCCAGGGAAGGGUCAUAAUUUCGUGGACGGAAGUGAUACAUCCCGAUUUGAAAAGCACUCCGGUCCAAGCCCAAGAGGACUGGGUCACUAAUUUUCAAAUCUUAGUUCAACACCCCGGCCGGUUUAAAUUCCCAUCUCCAUCUAGGUCCAAAAUAUUGUUUCAUUUUUGUUAGAGAGUCAAUAACAAGAGUUGAGUGUCUCAUCUAUUUUUUUUUUUGCUAUCAGUGAUUAUCGUUUUGUUAGUUAUUUAAUUCUAUAGUUGAUGAUGUAAAAUGUGACUAAUAAUUUCGAUUCUGGUCAAUAUGAUUUAAAUGUAAUAAUAAACAUGAUUAUUCUAAGAGCAUCUCCAAAGAGGAACUCUAUUUUGAAGUUUC
Molecule: messenger RNA, 1996 nt
Organism: Brassica napus (rape)
Lineage: Eukaryota; Viridiplantae; Streptophyta; Magnoliopsida; Brassicales; Brassicaceae
Product: PAMP-induced secreted peptide 2-like
Exons: 1
Coding region: 1456-1713 (85 amino acids)
Biological process (GO): regulation of developmental process; innate immune response
Source: RefSeq, a predicted model, not a curated record